This is a messenger RNA of Pocillopora verrucosa, 1785 nucleotides long. Its product is annotated as adenosine deaminase-like. Gene Ontology annotation, molecular function: adenosine deaminase activity. Gene Ontology annotation, biological process: adenosine catabolic process; hypoxanthine salvage; inosine biosynthetic process. The record is from RefSeq and is a predicted model, not a curated record. Gene Ontology annotation, cellular component: external side of plasma membrane; cytosol. Lineage: Eukaryota; Metazoa; Cnidaria; Anthozoa; Scleractinia; Pocilloporidae.
CACGCAGUCAUCCAACUCGUCACGCAGAAGAAAGUGAAAAGACGGUGAAGUGAAAGACCGGAAGGUUGAACAGAUAUGGCACUUAUACAACCAAAGUCGAAAGUAGAACUGCAUGUUCAUCUUGAUGGAGCCAUUAGGAUACAGACCCUAAUCGAUUUGGCAAAGAAGAAGCAAUAUCAGCUACCUUCUUUUGAUGAGAGUUGUUUAAAGGACUAUGUGUCCAUUAGUCUAAAUAAACCAUCAACUUUGGCAGGUUUUUUGGAAUGUUUCAAAAUUUUUUACCCUCUUAUUCGAAAUGAUACUGAAGCAAUGGAGAGAAUAGCAUAUGAAUUUUGUGAAGACCAGGCAGCAUGUGGUGUCCUGUACUUUGAAGUUCGUUACAGUCCUCAUGCCCUUUGUACAGAAAACUCAGCCUUUCCAGACCAGGAAAGAGUGUCCCCAAAAGCUAUAGUGGAAGCAGUGAAUAAAGGAUUGAAAAAAGGAGCUGAAGAUUUUGGUGUGAUUGCACGUUCUAUUCUCUGUUGUAUGCGUCACCUCCCUGAUUGUUCAAUGGAGGUUGUGUCCCUCUGCCAGGAAUUUGCAAGUGAGGGAGUGGUAGGAAUUGAUAUUGCUGGUGAUGAGCCGGUGUGGGAAGGACAAGCUAUGGAAGGACAUGUGAUUGCAUAUAAGGAAGCUAAAAGGCUCAAUAUACAUAGAACAGUCCAUGCUGGAGAAGCAGGCCCAGCUGCCAAUGUGAAAAUAGCAUUAGACAUCCUUCAUGCUGAAAGAAUAGGCCAUGGAUAUCAUGUCAUUCAAGAUGCUGAACUCUAUCGGAGAACAGUCAACGAAAGAAUUCACCUAGAGGUGUGUCCUACAUCAAGUAUACUAACUGGUGCUGUAAAGCCAUGUUUCAAAACACAUCCACUAAGAAGGUUUGUUGAGGAUGGUGUCAAUUUUUCCAUUAACUCAGAUGAUCCACUUGUUUGCCAAACAAGAGUGGACCUUGAACAAGGCGUUGCUUUUAAUAAAAUUGGACUGACCCCUGCAGAAUUAACCCAAGCGACAUUUAAUGCUGCAAGAUCUGCAUUUCUUCCGGAAAAUGAGAAGCACAACCUUAUUGAGCAACUGAAAUUAGUCCAUGGAAUAUAUUGAUCCUUUAAUUAACACAAAUCAAUAAUGAUUACUAUAGUUGAUAUAACAAUAUAUGUGGGGUUAUUAUCCAAGCACGAGGUAAAGAUGAGGAGACAUUGACAAAGUUUUUUUUCCCCCAUUUUGUCUCAGUCCAUGAAAACACACACAAAGAGGUUAAUAUCCAGUCUUCUUGGCCAAACAAGCACUAGGAACCAAUUCUUCUGUUUCCUAUUUUUCCAGUUUCUGAACAUCUCUAUAUCAUGAAAUCCAAGCACGUGAAUCUCUCUUUUUUUUGUCAUUCAUUUUGUCUGGAGCAGAACUUGCUAAUUGAGAUUGUUGGAUAUGUUAGGAUCUAGUCUUAUUGGGAAAUGUGCCAUCCAUUUCCUUGCAUUUGAUGUAAAAUUUUUGAAGAUGUUAUUAGCAAAGAGAUUAACCUAAUAUUUAUAUUUUUUUCUAGAAAGGGUUAGGUGGGUUAUGGGUUGUUUACUUCAAAAUUCAGAAAGCUGGCUGAUUUCUGAAAUGCUCACGAAUUAUAGAUAAAAAAUAUUUUACCUCGGAAAUUUAUUUUUAUCUCAAACAAAAAAAAAACCAUGUAAGAAAAAGUGUUUUAGUUGUUGUUAGUUUUGAAAUUCUCACUAUCAUUAUUUAUAUUACUGUUGUAAAUGUAGUACUUGA